Molecule: messenger RNA, 6633 nt
Organism: Etheostoma cragini (Arkansas darter)
Lineage: Eukaryota; Metazoa; Chordata; Actinopteri; Perciformes; Percidae
Gene: upf1
Product: UPF1 RNA helicase and ATPase
Exons: 24
Coding region: 191-3532 (1113 amino acids)
Biological process (GO): nuclear-transcribed mRNA catabolic process, nonsense-mediated decay
Cellular component (GO): cytoplasm
Molecular function (GO): hydrolase activity; zinc ion binding; DNA binding
Source: RefSeq, a predicted model, not a curated record
GGAAAGGAAAGGAGACGUGCGGGGGAGAAUACAAAUGGAAUGCAGCCGUAGUCGAGGCUCCCUUUCACCACCAGUAUUUGUAAUUAUUUCAUCUGUGCUGUGUCUCAGUUAUUUAGUUUCCCCUGGAAUAGCAACAGUUUGUGGAUUAAUCGUCGGGGUGGGUAAAUACCGUUAAUAAGAAGGCUACAACAUGAGUGUCGAGGCGUACGGGCCGAGCUCGCAGACUCUAACGUUCCUCGACACCGAGGAAGCCGAGCUGCUGGGAGCGGACACCCAGGGCUCCGAGUACGACUUUACCGACUUUACCCUGCCGAGCCAGACCCAGACCCAAUGCCAAACCCAGAGUCAGCUAGAUAACCAGGUUAAUGGCCCUGAUAGCAUGCUACAGAAUGGAGAUGACUCUUUGGUAAAAGCCAGUCAGCUGCUGGCAGAGUUGAACUUUGAGGAGGAUGAGGAGGACACCUACUACACCAAGGAUCUCCCUGUACAUGCAUGCAGUUACUGUGGCAUUCAUGAUCCAGCCUGUGUGGUCUACUGCAACACCAGCAAGAAGUGGUUUUGUAAUGGCCGUGGAAACACAUCCGGCAGCCACAUUGUAAACCACCUGGUGAGAGCAAAGUCCAAGGAGGUGACCCUACAUAAAGAUGGCCCUCUGGGGGAAACGGUACUGGAGUGUUACAACUGUGGCUGUCGUAAUGUCUUCCUUCUGGGCUUUAUCCCUGCCAAAGCUGACUCAGUGGUGGUGUUACUAUGCCGGCAGCCAUGUGCCAGCCAGAGCAGUCUGAAGGACAUCAACUGGGACAGCUCCCAGUGGCAGCCUCUCAUCCAGGACCGCUGCUUCCUGUCCUGGCUGGUGAAAAUUCCUUCAGAGCAGGAGCAGCUCAGGGCUCGUCAGAUAACUGCCCAGCAGAUCAACAAGCUGGAGGAACUCUGGAAGGAAAAUCCCACUGCGACCCUGGAGGACCUGGAGAAGCCUGGUGUGGAUGAGGAGCCCCAGCAUGUGCUGCUCCGCUAUGAGGAUGCCUACCAGUACCAGAACAUUUUCGGCCCUCUCGUCAAGCUGGAGGCUGACUACGAUAAGAAACUUAAAGAGUCUCAGACUCAAGACAACAUUACUGUCAGAUGGGACUUGGGCCUGAAUAAAAAGAGGAUUGCAUAUUUCACUCUUCCCAAGACAGACUCUGAUAUGCGACUGAUGCAGGGAGAUGAAAUUUGCCUGAGGUACAAAGGAGACCUGGCCCCUCCAUGGAAAGGCAUUGGACAUGUCAUCAAAGUCCCUGAUAACUAUGGAGAUGAGAUUGCCAUAGAGCUAAGGAGCAGUGCCGGGGCUCCAGUGGAGAUCCCCCACAAUUUUCAGGUCGACUUUGUGUGGAAGUCCACUUCCUUUGACAGGAUGCAGAGUUCCCUUAAGACGUUUGCCGUGGAUGAGACUUCAGUGUCGGGUUACAUCUACCACAAACUGCUGGGACAUGAAGUAGAGGAUGUGGUCAUCAAGUGCCAGCUCCCCAAACGCUUCACCGCUCAAGGCCUUCCUGAUCUUAACCACUCACAGGUGUAUGCUGUGAAGACAGUGCUGCAGCGUCCUCUCAGUCUGAUCCAGGGUCCUCCGGGCACAGGGAAGACUGUAACCUCUGCCACCAUCGUCUACCACCUGGCCAGACAAGGCAACGGGCCGGUGCUGGUGUGUUCUCCCAGUAACAUUGCCGUCGACCAGCUGACAGAGAAGAUCCACCAGACAGGCCUCAAGGUGGUGAGGCUGUGCGCCAAGAGCAGGGAGGCUAUCGACUCGCCUGUGUCCUUCCUGGCUCUGCACAACCAGACCCGUAACAUGGACAGUAUGCCAGAACUUCAGAAGCUCCAACAGCUGAAGGACGAGACUGGAGAGCUGUCCUCCUCAGACGAGAAGCGCUACAGAGCUCUGAGACGUACCGCUGAGAGGGAGCUGCUUAUGAAUGCCGAUGUAAUCUGCUCUACUUGCGUUGGGGCGGGGGAUCCUCGCCUGGCCAAGAUGCAGUUCCGCUCAAUCCUGAUUGAUGAGAGCACCCAGGCCACCGAACCAGAGUGCAUGGUGCCUGUCGUCCUGGGGGCAAAACAGUUGAUUCUGGUGGGUGACCACUGCCAGCUAGGCCCUGUGGUGAUGUGUAAGAAGGCAGCUAAAGCAGGUUUGUCACAGUCUCUGUUUGAGCGUCUUGUCGUUUUGGGGAUCCGGCCAAUUCGCCUUCAAGUUCAGUAUCGCAUGCACCCGGCCCUCAGCGCCUUCCCCUCCAACAUCUUCUAUGAGGGCUCUCUGCAGAAUGGAGUCACUGCCGCGGACCGUGUGAAGAAAGGCUUUGACUUCCAGUGGCCACAGCCCGACAAGCCCAUGUUCUUUUAUGUCACCCAAGGCCAAGAGGAAAUUGCCAGCUCUGGAACUUCCUAUCUCAACAGGACUGAGGCAGCCAAUGUAGAGAAAAUAACCACAAGAUUGCUAAAGGCUGGAGCAAAACCCGAUCAGAUUGGAAUCAUUACGCCCUACGAGGGACAGAGGUCCUACCUGGUCCAGUACAUGCAGUUCAGUGGCUCCCUUCAUACCAAACUCUACCAGGAGGUGGAAAUAGCCAGUGUGGAUGCCUUUCAAGGCAGAGAGAAGGACUUCAUCAUCCUGUCCUGUGUGAGGGCCAAUGAGCACCAGGGCAUCGGCUUCCUCAAUGAUCCCAGACGUCUCAAUGUGGCACUCACUAGGGCCAGGUAUGGUGUGAUUAUUGUGGGAAACCCCAAGGCCCUGUCCAAGCAGCCUCUGUGGAACCACCUGUUGAAUUACUACAAGGAGCAAAAGGUUCUGGUUGAAGGCCCUCUUAACAACCUGAGGGAGAGCCUCAUGCAAUUCAGCAAGCCCCGCAAGCUUGUCAACACCAUCAACCCUGGUGGUCGAUUCAUGAGCACAGCCAUGUAUGAUGCCAGGGAGGCCCUCAUUCCUGGAUCUGUUUAUGACCGCAGCAGCAACGGACGUUCGUCCAAUAUGUAUUUCCAGACCCAUGACCAGAUCGGUAUGAUUGGAACAGGCUCCAGCCCGAUGACUUCCCUGAACAUCCCCAUCCCCUUCAACCUUGUGAUACCCCCCAUCCCUCCACCUGGGUACAUGGGGCAGGUCAAUGGACCCUCAGCAGGCCGUGGUGGGGGUAUAAAAAGCAAGGCAGGCAGUGGAGGAGGCAGCGGGAUGCGAGGAGGGCGUCAAAGAAACCGCGGCAACAUGGGGAACCACAGCGGCGGACAUGGAGGAGCAGACCGACAUGGAGGCCACAUGAGUGGCAGCCAGGCCAGCCAGGACCUGGGCUCCCAGCCCUUCUCCCAGGGGCCUUUGACGCAGAGCUACAUGAACAUGAGCCAGCCGUCUCAAAUGAGCCAGCCAGGGCUCUCCCAGCCUGAACUCUCCCAGGACAGUUACCUAGGAGAUGAGUUCAAGUCCCAGAUUGAUGUGGCUUUGUCCCAGGACUCCACCUACCAGGGGGAACGGGCCUACCAACACAGCGUGACUGGACUGUCCCAGUACUAGACUGUUGCUGGAAAGGAGCAAGGCCUGUGUGAAGCGAAGUUCAAUGGUAUUUUAAUCUGGGUAAUAACAAAAAAGAACAAACAUGGAUACCCGUUUUCCACUGCUACAACUGAAGCACCACUGUGUGAAAGUAACAGGAGAGAGAGACCGUGAGAAACAACCAAUCACAAGAGUGAGAGCAACAAUGGGUGUGGAGCUGGACAGGAAGAGAGCAAGGGACGAGCCUGGUAGAGGAGAGAAGGGACUGCUGCUCACACGCGACGACAUGGCGAGGGAGAAAUCGGUCGUUGUCGAGGCGGGCACAGUCGGGGAGGCGAGACCUUCGACGGAUCAAAGAGGAUGGAAGGUCCAAACGAUUCUGGAGGGGGGAGGGGGGGGGCAACUGUGUCAUCUUGUCCUUUGCGUGCCCCUGAACCCUUAGGGAUCUCCAGGCAGAAUGGUUGGGAAUCUUGCUCCAAAAGCUGAGAAAGAUGGAGAAAAGGUGUCUCACACAACGCCCUCCAAGGCUAUCUCAACAGGACAUAUUCUGUGACUUGGAGAAACAGAGAGAGAAAAAAAAGGGGGACACAACUCUUAAAGCAGUUGAUAUGGCAACUUUUUUACACUCAAAGCUUGAACUGAGGCUUUGCAUUUGAUCACAUCUAAGCAUCCAGGAGAGAAGAGUUUGAAAUCACAGUUUGGCUAACCAAGUGAACUCAACAGUGCUUGUGGUAUUGUGCCUCAAGGAGUUUAAAUGAAAUGGGUGGAUUACUUUGCCACAGAUCACUUGCUUUUCUUUCUCAGCUUUGAGUUGGAAGGUUUUCUAAAUACAUGCUGUUUUCAUUGAGCUGUUCAGUGAUGUAGGCUAGUGUAGUUGGCCCGUCUUUCAAGGCAGGUCUUUCUCAAGGUGGUCUGCAGAGAACAAGUGGUGGAAAUAGCUGUUAAAAAUAUAAACAUAAAAGAAAAACAUCUUUGUCUGCAGAUGUGAGGAGGUGGGCUCCAGAGAUCUGACAAUUUUGUUUUUGUUUGUGAAAAUGUAACUUUAGUAGUGCAAAAGAGUGAAAGUGAAAACCGUGACCAGCUUCUAACUGAAUGAAGCAGCUUUCUUUUCUGCUGACCCUGAUGCCACUAGAGCGAGCAGACGGGAAUCGUCUUGAGCGUAUAUAUAGGUACAUGCAUCAAAUAAGCCAAAUCAAGAGGGCAGUUAUUUCCAAAGACUCUUCUCCAAAAGUAAAAAAACAAAAAAAACACUGAGAUUAUGUACAAUUAAAGCACCUGAUGUUCACAGUAGUGAUGUAAGAAAUCACUUCUGUAAAACGAAAUCAUGAGCUUGAGUUUUCAUGCCUAUGGAGUGUCAAACACGACCGCUCCAUACAAAGGCUGGUGAAAGCGUCUGAGGUCCCAUCUCAGAGCAAAUGUCCUGAAGAGAUCAUAGAUUUCACCAUGUUGACUGUGGUGCAAGAUAUUUUAGCAUUUUGGAAAGCCUAUUGAUAACAAAUAGAAAGGUUACGUGUUGUUGGUGCACUGUGAAAUUUGGCAUAAAAACCUCUAUAAAUUAUAAAGAGAAGAAGACCCAAGUGUAGUGUUGCUGUCUUCCCCUUGUUGUUUUUUUCAUUUGUUGUCCUAAAGUCUUUUACUUGUAGAAAAGUAAAAUGUUGUGUAACGUAAAGGGCAAACGGCUAGAUUUAGUGGUUGACCAAAAUGGUUUUUUAUAAAAUGAGAUUUACAAUUUAAUAUGAGACACAAAAUUGCUUAACUUAAAUUAACAUUUAUUUUACACUGUUGUGGUCUGUAUUAUCUGUUUAGUCGGUGUUUAUUUAUAACUUGCAGCGUAGUUUUGAAAACGUGGCAAAUGUCAUUUUCCAAACAUUCUGUUGUGUAGACGGCCCCUAAAGGUGCUGACCCACUGACCCGAUAAUUGGCCGUUGGAUAGUCUGGCGUGGUCAGCGACUCAGGUCUGUUCGGUGUACUCCGUGCCGUCAACCGUCGGAGGGGCAGGCGGCCUUUGUUUUGGCCGACCUGACAUGCUCGGUCGGAAGGCGGGGUCUGCCGGCAGUUGGACUCAAGGGACCAAUCUGAUUGGUGGAGUACUAACCCGGAAAUGACGAGCGGGAUGAGCGUGACUAGAGUCUCUCAAAAUCUGACAAAUUCUUUUUUUACUGACCUUUGUUGAACUGAAAUGAAGACGGAUUCAGCAACUGCAUGACCUGUUUCUUGCUUUAAAUGUUUUGAGAAACACGUUUCGGUGAAAUAUUUUAGUAAAAUACGAGAUCGUACUCUGAACAAGCUUCCGCGACAGUCUGGCUUUGAAAUUCCAGAGAAACCAGGCCCACGUGACCCAAUCAGCUGCUGUCGGCAUCGCUUCAGUGUGUCCAAGGCCAUUUUCUGCCAACAGUCAGCCGUGGGGUUGGUGUGUCAGGGCCUUAAAAGGCUUCUCAGUUACACUCGCCUACCGUCUCAAAACAAACAAAUCUGAUACAUGUUGUACUGGUCAGGAGUAAGCAGUAAGUUAGUUUGUCUAGCUCUGUAAGCUAGCAGAGCUGGUUGAAGGCUUGCUAUCAUUCAACAGCAGCCACACUUCCAAGCAAGCGGCAACCUGCGUUACUGAAAGAGGAAGCCAAUGCGCAUCCACUGGCCACUCCAGGCCUGCUCCUAAAGGGAGACAAACUUUAUUAAAAUAAGGUCCAGGGUGGUCCACCAGAAGGGAAUGGACUUUAUCUCUCUAUAGCAGGAUGUAUAAUAAGAACUGGGUGCGGUACCGCCGCUCAGCCUUCAAGCCAAUUUUUCUGGAUAAGAUCCCAAUUACUAACUAGAUGCACCUGUUUGUUGACAUAUUUUAAGUUGAACUUUAUACAUUCUUAUACUUUUCUUUAAAAACAAAUAUAUAUAAAAUGAAUCAUACCAAAUGACCAACCCAUCCCCUGUAGUAGGCUACUCUGUGCAUGUCCCUAGAGGGGAACUAUUGAGUUGGAUGUUUUCCUCUUCUCUAUUUUGCUAUGAAAAUAUUAGUUUGGCUUAUUGCUAUUUAAAUGAUUGAUGUUAGUAGUGAUAAAAUAUGUUCACAAAGAUUCUCCUGUUGAUGAUCUCGGAAAUUAAAGUUUUCUUCUUUUUGGCUAUUUCAA